Pipistrellus kuhlii (Kuhl's pipistrelle) is the source of this 2395-nucleotide messenger RNA. It is a transcript of the gene MST1, whose product is annotated as macrophage stimulating 1. The coding region runs from base 184 to 2328 and encodes 714 amino acids. The record is from RefSeq and is a predicted model, not a curated record. Gene Ontology annotation, molecular function: receptor tyrosine kinase binding; serine-type endopeptidase activity. The transcript has 18 exons. Gene Ontology annotation, biological process: proteolysis; regulation of receptor signaling pathway via JAK-STAT. Lineage: Eukaryota; Metazoa; Chordata; Mammalia; Chiroptera; Vespertilionidae.
GAGGGCCCGCGCCGCUCGCCCAGGGGGCCUGGCCCCACCCCUGUUCCUGAAACUGGGUCUCAGGUCAGGCCCCGCAGGCCUGCAGCAGGGGUGUGGAGCCAGAGCCACCCAAUCCUGGAGGGACAGGUUUCACAAUUUCCCGGAUGGGGCUGCGUGGGGCACAGUGCAGCCCGAGGCCGGAGGAUGGGGUGGUUGCCACUCCUGCUCCUGCUGCUGCAGUGCCCACGGGCCCCUGGGCAGCGGUCGCCGCUGAACGACUUCCAGGCGCUGCGGGGCACGGAGCUGCGGCACCUGCUGCAUGCGGCCGGGCCCGGGCCCUGGCAGGAGGGCGUGGCGGACGCCGAGGAGUGUGCCCGGCGCUGCGAGCGCCUGCUGGACUGCAGGGCCUUCCACCACAACAUGAGCAGCCAGGGCUGCCAGCUGCUGCCGUGGACUCAGCACUCGCCCCGCACCUGGCUGCAGCGCUCGGGGCGCUGUGACCUCUUCCAGAAGAAAGGCUACGUGCGGACCUGCAUCACGGACAACGGGGUCAAGUACCGGGGCACCAAGGCCGUCACCAGGAGCGGCCUGACCUGCCAGCGCUGGAGCCACCGGCACCCCAACGACCACAACUCUCUGCGCCCAGGUACAUGCCCACCCCCCAGAACGGCUUGGAGGAGAAUUUCUGCCGCAACCCCGACGGGGACCCCAGAGGCCCCUGGUGCUACACGACGGACCCCGCUGUGCGCUUCCAGAGCUGCGGCAUCCAGUCCUGCCGGGAGGCCGCGUGCGUUUCCUGCAACGGAGAGAAUUACCGCGGCGCCCUGGACCGCACCGAGUCAGGCCGCGAGUGCCAGCGCUGGGACCUGCAGCGCCCGCACCCGCACCGCUUUGAGCCCAGCAAGUUCCCCGACAAAGACCUGGACGACAACUACUGCCGCAACCCCGACGGCUCGGAGCGGCCCUGGUGCUACACCACCGACCCGCGGGUGGAGCGCGAGUUCUGCGACAUCCCGCGCUGCGGGCCCGAGGCGCAGCCGCGUCCAGAAACUACGCCGCAGAAUUGCUUUCGCGGGAAGGGCGAGGGCUACCGGGGCACGGCCAACACCACCGCCGCGGGCGUGCCCUGCCAGCGCUGGGACGCACAGAGCCCGCACCAGCACCGCUUCGCGCCCGACAAAUACGCGUGCAAGGACCUCAGGGAGAACUUCUGCCGGAACCCCGACGGCUCGGAGGCGCCCUGGUGCUUCACCACGCGGCCCGGCAUGCGCAAGGCCUUCUGCUACCAGAUCCGGCGCUGCACCACCGACGUGCGCCCCGAGGACUGUUACUACGGCGCCGGGGAGCGGUACCGCGGCCGGGUCCGCAGGACGCGGAAGGGCGUCCCGUGCCAGCUCUGGGCCGCCGACGCGCCGCACAAGCCGCUGUUCACUCCCUCCUCCGCCCCCCACGCGCACCUGGAGGAGAACUUCUGCAGGAACCCGGACGGGGACAGCCACGGGCCCUGGUGCCACACCACCGACCCGCGGACCCCUUUCGACUACUGCGCGCUGCGGCGCUGCGAUGAGGACCAACCGCCGUCCAUCCUGGAGCCCCCAGGUGCUGUUUGAGAAGUGUGGCAAGAGGGCGCUCCGCGAGGACCAGUACCCCUCCAGGCUGCGCGUGGUGGGGGGCCAGCCUGGGAACUCACCCUGGACAGUCAGCCUGCGGAACCGGCACGGCCAGCACUUCUGCGGGGGCUCCCUGGUGAAGGAGCAGUGGGUGCUGACUUCCCAGCAGUGCUUCGCCUCCUGCCACGAGCCCCUGCUGGGCUACGAGGUGCAGCUGGGCACCAUGUUCCAGAACCCGCAGCCCCAGGAGCCAGGCCUGCAGCAGGUCCCGGUGACCAAAAUGGUGUGUGGGCCCUCAGACUCCCAGCUGCUGCUGCUCAAGUUGGAGAGACCGGUGACCCUGAACAAGCGCGUGGCCCUCAUCUGCUUGCCCCCCGAGCAGUACGUGGUGCCCCCAGGGACCAAGUGUGAGAUCGCAGGCUGGGGCGAGACUAGAGGCACAGGGAACAGCUCGGUCCUCAACGUGGCUGUGCUGCACGUCAUCUCCAACAAGGAGUGCAAUGCCAAGUACCGCGGGCGCGUGCAGGAGAGCGAGAUGUGCACCAAGGGGCUGCUGGCCCCCGUGGGCGCCUGCGAGGGCGACUACGGGGGCCCGCUCGCCUGCUUCACCCACGACUGCUGGGUGCUGGAGGGAAUCAUCAUUCCCAACCGUGUGUGCGCCCGGCCCGGCUGGCCGGCCGUCUUCGUGCGCGUGUCCGUGUAUGUGGACUGGAUCCACAAGGUCGUGCGGCUGGGCUAGGCCAGCCCGGCCCCCUGGCCUGGGCAGGACGGGCUUCCCGUCGGACAUAAAGCCUCCUUCCCUCCUC